ACAACUGCAUACGGGAAUGCCAAGCAACAAUGGCGAGUGAAGAAACGCAGGAAACGAAAAAGACAGAAGAAAAGCAACUGGAUAACGAAGAUAAACCACUAGCGGCGUCUGAAAUAGAGCAAGAGACAACAACAACAGAGGAAAUCGAAGAAGCGCAAGUGGAGGUUGCUACUGAAGCAGAUGCCACUGAAGCAGACGCUGGUAUCACAGAUGGGAAGGUGACAGACGCUGAACAGGAUACAGUCGCAGUUGAGGCACAAGUAGACGUCCCAACUGAAGGCGUCGAAGAGACUAUAAACACAGAGGCAGGAGACGAUGCAGGAGCUGAACGCGAGACUGAAGAGGAUGCCCCACCUACGCAGAGUGAAGAGAAUGCUGCGGAAGGGGCGGAUCAUGAGCAAGAGCCUAGCAAUGACCAUAGAGAAACAUUAGAAGAAGAGAAAGAAACUUUACCUGUGUCACGAGAUGAUCUAUUUGAAGAGGAUCAAGGGCCUAUUGUUACUGUGGGUGCACCGUUGUCACGGACAACAAGUCAGAUAGCAGUAGAAGAUGGUGUCAUGCUGGAAGUGCCAUCAAUUAGACCAAGCACGCCAAUCAAAUCGACAACGCCUGUUGAAAUGGAAAGUGCGGCUAUUGAAGAAGAAUAUGAAGGCGGGAUGGACAGAGUUGACAGAAAUGAGUUGAUCAGUCACUAUCAGGAGGCUCUUAUGGAGAGAGAGAAAAUAUUUGCAGCCAACAAUCAAUUGCAGCACAGACUUGCAGAUUAUUUCAGAAGAAAGAAGACUGAUGAACAUCAAGAAGUAGAAAAGAGCGUGACAGAUCAAGAGCAACGAUAUGUGAAAUGUUUAGGAGCUUUAGAAGAACAUGAAAUGGAGUUAUCUCACAUCCAACAGCAGUAUGAAGAACAACUGGCUGAGUUGAAAGAGAAAAGGCAAGAAAAACUGAGCAGAGUGGAUGCUGCAGCAGCUGAUUUUCGAAAGUUUAAACACGAACAGGCAAAAGCAGCAAUUAACACAAGAUCUGGAAAACCAAUGCAAGAGAAGGACAUUGAAGUAUAUGAGGCUCAAGAGGCUAAGAAGGAACAAGAAGUAAUUGCUGUGCGUUUGGAAAAUAUCAAGCUGAAGAACAAGCUGAAGAAGAAGGAGAUGCAACUCAAACAAAAAGAAGAGUUAGCUGAUGGACUUCAUCUCAUUGACUUUGAACAGUUGAAGAUAGAAAAUCAGACAUAUAACGAGAAGAUAGAAGAAAGGAAUGAGGAACUGCUGAAACUGAGAAAGAAGAUUACUAGCACAGUACAAGUGCUUACUCAUGUCAAAGAAAAACUUCAAUUUAUGCAGGCAGAAAACACUGAUCGUCAAAGGGAUCUUGAUCGAAUAGACACUUUGCAUGCUGAGAAACGAGAUAUUCUCACUCGCACCAAGCAAGCUAGAGAUGCAUUGCGUAUGGACAACAGCCGAUUACGUGCCAAGUGUGGACUGCUUGGACAGGAGUCACUGCUUAGAGACUUUGAGGAGAGAAGAGAUGAGUCUGAACAUUUGAGAUCAAGACUGGAUGAACUAAAGCUACUACACACUCAAUUGACUCUUGACUGUGAUGGACUUCGCCAAAAGAUUGAACAAAGCAAGCAAGCAAAAACAUUUUAGACUGUAGUACCUGUGACACAAUAAGGACUGUGAAUCGUGUUUAGUAAAUAUCUUGUGUAAAUGAUCAACAAUAUACACACAGAAGUGUCAGCUA
Messenger RNA from Corticium candelabrum, 1737 nucleotides. Its product is annotated as coiled-coil domain-containing protein 96-like. Gene Ontology annotation, cellular component: ciliary basal body; axoneme. NCBI's taxonomy places the organism in Eukaryota, Metazoa, Porifera, Homoscleromorpha, Homosclerophorida, Plakinidae. The record is from RefSeq and is a predicted model, not a curated record. Gene Ontology annotation, biological process: cilium assembly. The coding region runs from base 30 to 1643 and encodes 537 amino acids. The transcript is spliced from 11 exons.